This is a messenger RNA of Tachysurus fulvidraco (yellow catfish), 604 nucleotides long. RefSeq names its product CD59B glycoprotein-like. The record is from RefSeq and is a predicted model, not a curated record. The coding region runs from base 114 to 383 and encodes 89 amino acids. The transcript is spliced from 4 exons. Lineage: Eukaryota; Metazoa; Chordata; Actinopteri; Siluriformes; Bagridae.
UCCCUAGAUUUAUUUAAAAGAGGACACUGGAACACAGAACUGGCAGAACUGGUGCACAGUUAAAGCUUAUACACUACUUUGUCCUUUAUUGCGAUCUCUAACACUGAAGAAUAAUGAAGACUCUGGUUCUGGCUCUGAUUUUUGCCUUGAUGCUGAUGAGUGGUUCUGCUCUCCAAUGCAACAACUGUGUUCCAAGUAAAGGUACUAGAUGUACUAACACGAUCGGAACAUGUGGCUAUAAGAAAGACGCCUGUAUCUCUGCUCGAUUCACCAUCUAUCCAUUUACUUACUUCAGGAGAUGCAUCGCAAUGUCAGACUGCCUACUUCUACAGUCCACUUCGAACAUCGUAGCUCGAUGCUGUCAGACAAACCUCUGCAAUUAGGAUAACGCAGAACCACGAACAUCUAAACGAUCUAAAGGAUGAUCUGUUCAUUAUUACUUUUGUUUUCUGUCCUUUUUUUCCCUUUUCAGUUAUAUACUCAGAAAGAAACAUUAUAUACUCUGUGGGUUCGGUUCUGUACCCGAGUCUGUUUUAACUUGACAAAGUCUGACAAUCUUGUACUGAUGAAAUGCAUUUUAAAAUAAAAGUCUAUUCAGCAGUAA